GCAACAUCUUCCGAUCCUGGUUUUCUAACGCAAAAAUGGCCCCAGAAGCCCACCUCUCGCAUCUCCAUCGCGCAGACGGCUCCGCGACUUACACACACAACGGCUACUCCGUCAUCGGCGCUGUGAAUGGCCCCAUUGAGGUCCAACGCAGAGAUGAGAUGCCCGAGGAAGCUACCCUGGAGAUUCACGUGAGACCUGCCGCUGGUAUUGGAAGUCCCAAAGAACGCCACUUAGAAACCCUUCUCCACAACACCCUCCGUAGCAUCAUCCUGACGCGGAGCAUACCGCGAACCCUCGUCCAAAUCACACUGCAAGUUCGGAGUCUGCCUGAAGGGGGGACCGUAACUGAUGUGAACACUAGUCUAGCGCUCCUUCCCCACCUCCUUCAAACCGCACUCCUCACCCUCCUAAGCGCAUCCAUUCCCCUGUCUACAACCCUGACUUCCGUGCUCGUCGCUAUUCCAGCGUCGAAAUCUUCCAAGCCUAUAGCACCGCUGCUGGCCCCUACGGCCGAUGAUCUGCUGCGUGCAAGACCAAUACGGUCGACUCAUGUCUUCGCGUUCUCUGGAAAUAGGAAAUUGCUGUUGAAUGAGAGUCACGGCGUGUUCACUUAUGAGGAGUGGGACGAGGCGUGUGAGAUGGCUGAGGAGGUGUGUUGUAAAGACAAGGGGGGGGUAGGGUUGAACGAAGGUGUGGAGGUUGAUGGAAGUCAGGUUAAUUUGGAUGAGUGGUUGAGGAGUGUGGUGAAGAGAAAGGUGGAAGUGGAACAAAGGUGGAGGAUUGCUCCUUGAGGAAGGCGCAAGGGAAGAAUGAAGAUAUCGAAGAUAUGAUCGGUGGAUCUUCACGUGGCUUUGGCUGCUUAUGGACGGCCGAUGCACUGUCGAACGAGUGUCACGACAGCGCAGGCUUUGCUAGCUGCGAGGGCUGAACGACUCGUCUGCCAUGCAGCGAACUGAGUCUUAGGGUUGCGUGGGGCUGCCACCAUCCUCGCGAGAGCGCUGCCCAUGAGGGCAGGAUGUAACAGCUCAUUGGCGAUAUUCGUCACCAUGAUUCAGGUAAUGAUUCAGUGUGGU
Messenger RNA from Lindgomyces ingoldianus, 1073 nucleotides. RefSeq lists its product as uncharacterized. The coding region runs from base 36 to 791 and encodes 251 amino acids. NCBI's taxonomy places the organism in Eukaryota, Fungi, Ascomycota, Dothideomycetes, Pleosporales, Lindgomycetaceae. Gene Ontology annotation, biological process: rRNA catabolic process; poly(A)-dependent snoRNA 3'-end processing; nuclear mRNA surveillance. The transcript has 3 exons. Gene Ontology annotation, cellular component: nuclear exosome (RNase complex); cytoplasmic exosome (RNase complex); nucleolus. The record is from RefSeq and is a predicted model, not a curated record.